AUGGGGCCAAGACUCCAGCUUACACAACCGUUGUCUUCGUUAUGGGCCCUCGCGCAACUGCUACACAAGUUGUUGUCUAUCAUUAAUCCAAAUACCCAAGACACCGGGACAUACCUCAAGACACCGAGGAAACCACACACAAAUCAGCUCGAAAACACAGAGCAAACACCCACGAAAGACAGUGGGAUACCGAGUCAGCUCGAAAACACAGAGCACCCACGAAAGACAGUGGGAUACUUAGUCACAAUGUCCACGAAAGACAGUGGAACAACACGUCAAAUAGAACUUCUCACCGAAGAGAAUUUUAGUUCAUGGUUCGUCAACAUACGAGCAGAGCUACGUACAAAGAAACUUUGGGAAUACACUCAGAGUCUCUACACCGAGGACACCCCGGAAGAGGGUGACUCCACCGCAGUCGUCAAGAAGAAAGAGAAGGCGAUUAAGGACUGGGAGCAGAAAUCCCAAGAAGCGGCCGAUCUUAUGACUCCAACGAUCAGUCCAGGUAUUCAACAGAAGCUUACGGAGGCCGAAUUCAAUGACGGCUACCUCAUGCUCACAAGACUUCGAAUCAUACUCCAGCCCACGGGAUCCUCCGAGUUCAUGCGACUCUCAAAGGAAUAUUACACGCUUCAAUUCAAAGCAUUCAAAACAGUACCCGAAUACCUUACUCACAUCAAGGUUCUCGAAGAGAAAAUCGACUCCACGAAGGUCACACUCGAUACGAAUAACCGUACGAUUCUCUGUCUCUCCAUGUCAUUACCACGAGAGUACCAGUAUCUCAUCCAAAUUUGGGCUGUUACGCCCUCAAUCACAGCUGAAAAAGCACGUCAAAUGGUCCUCGAGGCCAGUCGGCAACACAAUCAAGCCCUCCACAACUCCCAAGACUCCGCUCGAGUUUUUAAGGCAGGAUUCCAGGGGAAAGGCAAGGAAAAAGAGCCCUGUGACCACUGUAGAUCUACCGGUCAUCUCAGCGAGAAGUGCUGGACUGAAUAUCCACAAUUGGCUCCGGAUUGGUACAAGGAAAUGAUGAAAGAUCAGGCAAAACACAAGGGAGAUAGUGGAAAACAGGCACGAAGAUUUCAGGCCAGAUUGGCCACAACGACAAGGGGUGACGAUUUCGAGGACAACAAUACUCGUAUCUCAGCUUGA
This is a messenger RNA of Letharia lupina, 1149 nucleotides long. RefSeq lists its product as uncharacterized. The transcript is spliced from 2 exons. The record is from RefSeq and is a predicted model, not a curated record. Bases 1 to 1149 code for a protein of 382 amino acids. NCBI's taxonomy places the organism in Eukaryota, Fungi, Ascomycota, Lecanoromycetes, Lecanorales, Parmeliaceae.